Molecule: messenger RNA, 2188 nt
Organism: Camponotus floridanus (Florida carpenter ant)
Lineage: Eukaryota; Metazoa; Arthropoda; Insecta; Hymenoptera; Formicidae
Gene: wdb
Product: serine/threonine-protein phosphatase 2A 56 kDa regulatory subunit epsilon isoform
Exons: 9
Coding region: 28-1470 (480 amino acids)
Biological process (GO): protein dephosphorylation; signal transduction
Cellular component (GO): protein phosphatase type 2A complex; nucleus; cytosol
Molecular function (GO): protein phosphatase activator activity
Source: RefSeq, a predicted model, not a curated record
UCUUACAGUGCCUCCGUUAAUGCCAAAAUGUCGUCAGGGACUUUUGUCGACCGGAUAGACCCCUUCGCCAAGCGAUCCCUGAAGAAGAAAUCCAAGAAGUCGCAGGGUUCCUCCCGUUACCGCAAUUCACAAGACGUAGAGCUCCAACAAUUGCCGCUGCUUAAAGAUGUCAACGCUGCGGAACAAGAGGAAUUAUUUAUCAAAAAGCUCCGCCAAUGCUGCGUGGCUUUCGACUUCAUGGAUCCAAUGGCUGAUCUCAAGGGUAAAGAAAUUAAACGGAGUACGCUCAAUGAAUUGGUGGAGUAUAUCACAGCAGGACGAGGUGUCCUUACUGAGCCCAUUUAUCCAGAAACCAUCAAGAUGGUUUCCGCAAAUUUAUUCCGUACGUUGCCACCGAGUGAAAACCCGGAUUUCGAUCCAGAAGAGGACGAUCCGACCUUGGAGGCGAGUUGGCCCCAUCUUCAGUUGGUCUACGAAGUCUUCCUCCGUUUUCUUGAGUCUUCAGAUUUUCAGCCUGCCAUUGGCAAAAAAGUUAUCGACCAAAAAUUUGUGUUACAGUUAUUGGAUUUAUUCGACUCGGAAGACCCGAGAGAAAGAGAUUUCCUAAAAACCGUUUUGCAUCGUAUUUAUGGCAAGUUCCUGGGUCUUAGAGCCUUUAUACGCAAACAAAUAAACAACAUUUUUCUGAGGUUUGUGUAUGAAACAGAACAUUUCAAUGGCGUCGGUGAACUUCUUGAAAUUUUGGGUAGCAUUAUUAAUGGAUUUGCUCUUCCUUUAAAAGUUGAGCACAAGCAAUUUUUGGUUAAGGUGCUGUUACCAUUACAUAAAGUGAAAUGUUUAUCUCUAUAUCAUGCGCAGUUAGCUUAUUGUGUGGUGCAAUUUUUGGAAAAAGACGCGACUUUAACAGAACCAGUUGUACGAGGCCUGCUUAAAUUCUGGCCUAAAACGUGCAGCCAGAAGGAGGUGAUGUUCCUUGGCGAAAUCGAGGAAAUACUGGACGUUAUAGAACCUAGCCAAUUUGUUAAAAUACAAGAACCUUUAUUCAGGCAAAUCGCACGUUGCGUGUCUUCACCACACUUUCAGGUUGCGGAGAGAGCAUUGUACUUUUGGAAUAAUGAGUACAUAAUGUCUCUAAUUGAAGAAAACAAUCAUGUAAUAAUGGGAAUUAUGUUUCCUGCAUUGUAUAGAAUUAGUAAAGAGCAUUGGAAUCAGACGAUCGUUGCUCUUGUUUACAACGUUUUAAAAACGUUUAUGGAGAUGAACAGCAAGCUCUUUGAUGAACUUACUGCCAGCUAUAAGUCUGAGAGGCAAAAAGAGAAAAAAAGGGAAAAGGAAAGAGACGAAUUGUGGAAGAAACUGAGUGAAUUGGAGAUAGAACGACGUAACGCUCUCGAACGUAAUGCUCUCACAGCUACCUCCAAUAAUCCAGUUCCUGCCACUAACACACCUACGACGCGAACCCGCCCCUGAGCUGGUCGAAUUACAGUACCACGCUGCCCGAUUGUUAGCUCUUAGUUUACGUCGAUUGUCCAUAUAUUACACGCAAAAAUUUAUUGUUGUUAGUGAAACAAAGUGUCUCACGAUGGCAUCCUUGACGUAAUGUAAUUCAUUUUAUUAGUUGUGACCGGUAUGGUGAAAUAAUGGAAGCAAGAAAAAAAUGCAAAAGAAAAGACAAUGCACGCAAUUUUAUGUUUUUUUUUGACAACAAUAAUGACAACAAUAAUAACAUGGCGAUCAUCAGUGAAUUCCAAAUGAUUUUUAUAUAUGUGUAUAUCGGGUACAUUUACACUUCUGUUCUUUUUCUCGUUUAAAAAUGGGGGAAUGAUUUCGAUUGCAUGAUGUGUGUACUCAGUGUCGGUACGCAACAAUGUGUUAGUCCCUCUUUGACUAAGAUUUUGUUGCGUCUCGGUAGGACGGGACAAUCGUGGUGUAAAUUUCGAAUGGACGAAGUUGCACGUCGUUGUGAUCCUUAUGUUCAUUUUAUGGAGGACGCGACACUUUGCGCAUUCUCUCAGAUGGCCAGUGUGUCGCCUCCUGACUGACCCUUGCGCUGUUUAUUACUGCUCCUGAUAGAGCCAGCGAGGGUGUUUGAAUAUAUGUAUCAUAUAUUCGUAUUAGCGAUAACGAUAAUUAUAACAGGUACGUAAUAAAUUAGGUAAAAAUGAAAAACAAAUAUAAAUAUAAAUAU